AUGCUGUUCAAAGCGAUAUUCGCUUUCGCUAUCGUGACAAUAAUGGCUGUGGAAGGAAGCCGGCAAUUUCGAUCCCCGGGUGGUGCUGGAUGGCAGGGCAACGGCUUUGACAGUGGGGCCGCUUUUAGUGCCAGAUCCUCCCCUGGUGGCUACGGCAGUUUGGGUCGCUCUUCGGGAUGGGGCAGUUCCUUUGCAUCAGGUCAACGGAGCUUCGGCGGUAGCGGUGGAUGGCAGGGAUCCAGUAGAUCCUUCGGUUCGAACUCUGUUUGGGACGCUCCAAACUAUAGGUCUACUAAUUUUGAUGGCUAUUCCUCAGGCUGG
This is a messenger RNA of Iphiclides podalirius (scarce swallowtail), 321 nucleotides long. NCBI's taxonomy places the organism in Eukaryota, Metazoa, Arthropoda, Insecta, Lepidoptera, Papilionidae. The record is from the annotation of a GenBank genome assembly.